This is a messenger RNA of Carica papaya (papaya), 5324 nucleotides long. RefSeq names its product protein SCAR2. Gene Ontology annotation, cellular component: cytoskeleton. Lineage: Eukaryota; Viridiplantae; Streptophyta; Magnoliopsida; Brassicales; Caricaceae. Gene Ontology annotation, molecular function: Arp2/3 complex binding; actin binding; protein kinase A regulatory subunit binding. Gene Ontology annotation, biological process: actin cytoskeleton organization; positive regulation of Arp2/3 complex-mediated actin nucleation. The record is from RefSeq and is a predicted model, not a curated record.
AUUCUCAGGUAAUUGGAAACACAGAGAGGAAAAAAAGAAGAGGAAAACGAAUCGUCUUCUUAUUUAAUACUCUCUCACUCUCACAGCCAUCUCUACACGUCUCUCUCUCUCUCUCUCUCUCACCACUGUAUAUUCAUUCAAUAUCCCAAACCCCAACCAUCUUUCUCUCUCCCUGGUGAUGAUGAUGAAAUGUGAACAUAGAUAUCGAAGCAACGGACGCGAGUAUGUGAGAUAUUAGGGCUUCUGCUGCGAGAUUUUUUGUAUUCAAUUCAGGAAUUAAAGAGGGAGAAUGCCGUUGACGAGAUACCAGAUAAGGAAUGAGUACAGCCUGGCGGAUCCGGAGCUGUACAGAGCUGCGGAUAAAGAUGAUCCAGAGGCUCUGCUCGAGGGAGUUGCCAUGUCUGGUCUCGUCGGCGUCUUGCGCCAGCUCGGGGACCUUGCCGAGUUUGCUGCCGAGAUAUUCCAUGACUUGCAUGAAGAAGUAAUGGCAACUGCUGCAAGAGGUCACGGUCUAAUGGUCCGAGUCCAACAGCUUGAAGCAGAGUUUCCCUCUAUUGAAAAAGCAUUUCUGUCUCAGACAAAUCAUUCAAUAUUCUUUUCUAAUGCAGGUAUGGACUGGCACCCAAAUCUGCAAAUGGAACAGAAUGUAAUUGCUUCUGGGGAUUUACCUCGUUGUGUGAUGGAUUCUUAUGAGGAAUGUCGGGGUCCACCAAGAUUAUUCUUUCUGGACAAAUUUGAUGUUGCGGGAGCUGGGGCAUGUUUGAAGCGUUACACCGAUCCGUCAUUCUUUAAAAUUGAGUUGGCAUCCUCUAGGAUUACAACAGUAGAAGUCCAAAGAGAGAAGAAAUCAAGGAAAGUGAAGAAGAAAGGAUCUCGCUGGAGGAAUGGAGAGACACCUGAAAAUGCAUCGGGACCACAUGCCAAAUUGCACCAGUUGUUUCUGGAGGAGCGUAUUGAGAACGGUUAUAGUGAUCCUGCUCGUCUUGUGAAAUUGAAGAGAAGGCUGUUAAGUGGAUCUCCACUUAACUCCAGGUCCGGGAAAAGUUAUAUGGAGAAGUUUGUGCAGACUCCUUCACCGGAACAUAAAACAAUUAAUGAAAUUUCUGUUACUUCUCAACCUUUGACAUCGAUAUCAGAUAAUUCUAGUGAAUCAGGAAUUGAAAUACAUGAAAUCAGUUCAGUGGGUGCUGUGGAAAUGUCAUCUCAUGGAAUGGAAAACACAGUCUCUCUACCUCAUAAACAGGAAUUGCUACAGAAGCCUUCCAUAGAUAUUAUGGCCAGACAAAGUGUGAAGAUGCAUGAACCAACUGUUGAUGUUGGGACACAGAAAGUAUCUUCCGAGAGCAAUAAGAUGGUGGACAAGGAAUUAAAAAUUGAUGCAAAAGAGGAGGGCAGUUUGGACGGGGACCAUUCUGAAGAUUUGGCCAGCGAGGUUGACAAUUAUAUGGAUGCUCUCACUACAAUGGAAUCAGAAGGGGAAACAGACACUGAGUACAAGAUUAAGAAUGAAGUAGGAUUCCAAAAUACAAGUCAACAUGGGACUGAUUCUGAUGCAAAUGAGGAACAUACGGAGGUCCCAGCUCAAUUUUCGGAUUCUCAGUCGCUAGGAAACAGCUCAGAAUCUGACGAUGGAAAUGGCUCAUGCAAAAAAGGAAGCUCUAGUUUUUCUUACUCUGAUACUGUAAGGUCUUCUGCUGAGAUUGUGCAAUCUGAUGGUGAAGAAACAGCUAAACCGUUUCCUUCUACUGAAACUCAUGUAUCUGAGAUAGUGGACACAUUAUCCAAGCAGUUGUCCAUGAAUAAAGAGUUAAUGGAGUCCAGUUCCCAUGAGCCUGUAUCAACCAGUGGAAGUAGCGCUACAAAAGACAGCACACCCAAUGCUGAAGAAGAAUGCUUUAAUUCAUAUAGUACGAAUUCAAAUCAAAUACAUCUUCCACUAUACCCUGGAGAAAGUGUGCAGUCAGCUUCACUGGUUGAAUCUGAACUAGGUGAAAUUCUUCCUGAAUGUGUGAAUCUUGCUUCUGAAAAGUUAAGCACUGAAAGUGGGACAAAUCAAGCAAAUUCUUCAGAGCUAAUCUCUGAUGUUUACAGCCAGACAAGGGAUGACGCAGUUUCUUCAGUUCCUGUUGAAAACCAUUCAAACAUUGAAUCUGAUUGUCUAGAUUCAAAAGCCUCUUCGGGUGCUUCGGCAAAUCCAGAUUUGGCUUCUGGAGAGAAACAAUAUGGUUCUUCUGCAGAUGACCAUGCAGGUGGUAGUUGUUCUGAAAAGUUGGUAAGUGUUGAGGUUGGUUCUGUGGAAGCAAUUAUAUCUCUUACGGAGAAGCAGUCUGCAAGCUCAGCCAGUGCAGAAGUAGAUGUUUGUUCAGAUGUUUCAUUACGGGACGAUGGCUCAGAUGUUAUGAAGUUUGAUGACACAGUUCUUGCAGUUAGUUGUCCUAUAUCAGCAGCUGAAAUCAAAUCAGGGAUAACUUCUAAGGGUGUUGAAGUUGAUGAAACUGUUCCUGAAAUGAAAAGAAUUCCGGAAAUUGAUGAUGCAAGUACACAUGUUGAACUCAACUCAGAAAAUAUAACUCUUCUGAGUCAUGAAGAUGACACUUCUGCUCGAGCAACUGAAGAAAUAUCUAAAGUAGGUGGUGCAAUUUCAGUGCCUGAGGUCAACCUAGAAAAUUCAAUUCCAAAUAGAACUGAAGUUAAUGAUAGUAUUGCAGCCCUCAACAUCGGCUCAGAAAAUGAGACUUCUAUGGUGGAUGCUUCUCAGACUUGUAGCUCAGAAAACCAGCAGCUCUCAGUUACAUCGGAUGGUGUUCCACAACUUGAACUUGAUGUUGCAGAAGAGGAAGUUUCCUCUUCAGUACGGGGAACAUAUCAUGAAGGGACAUCUAGUGGUCCAGAAGAUGAAGAAAUAGAUACUAGCCAAGCAAGCUUGGGUAAUAUAGCAACUGACAGUUCUCAUGAAGUAUAUGCAGCUGUUUCUAAUACUGGUGCAUAUGCUGGCGAGGAUUUCAACGAUGCUUGCCUAUUUACGGCAUUAGUUCAGUCUCCAUCUGGAGAUCACAUGAAUUUUCAGGAAUGCUUCUCUGGUGCCGGAAAUCUACAUCAGGAAGAAUCUGAAUUUAAUGAGGCAGUUUUUUCAGAAUAUCAUCCCGAGCCAAAGGAGCAAAAGAAAGUGAAUCAAUUGGAAGUUGGUCCAAAUGAUUCAGACUCCAUUUCCUUAAAUUCAACAUUUUAUGACAAUUCAGACCAGAAGACAUUCAGUGAUGUUCCAGAUUCUUCUCUGGCCGAACCAACAAGAAACAGUUUGGCUGUUGGUGAUAUCAGCACAGCACUGGAAUUUUCAAAAGCUUGUGAUCUAGAAUUAGAAAGAGAAUCUGUCCAUUGUAAUUGUACUUCAGAAAAUAGUGAAGAUGCCAUUUCUUCACCUUUGUGUUGCCUCCCAGAGACAGAAACUCCCUUGGAACAAUCAUUGGUGUCACAAGCUCAUCAGGUGGACUGCCUGCAAGGACAUAAUUUCAUGGCAUCAAAUUGCCUGGAUCACAACGAUCAGGAAAGAUGUUUUCAUGCUUCUCCUAAAUCUUGUCCAGAAGAAUUUCCUAGCCAAGCUUCAUCAGAAGUUUUAACACAAUCAUCUGGAUGGGAACUGGAAAGGAAGCAAGUGGUGAAUUCUGUUUGUCCUAGUUUUAUGUCACUUCCUGAGCCUAAUCAUGUUAGCAUGGAGGAAAUGCCACCAUUGCCACCUCUUCCUCCAAUGCAGUGGCGGGUUGGGAGGCUUCAAAAUGUUCCCCUGGCAUUGCACGGAGAAUUGGCUGAAAAUGGUCAGGCAUUGUUCCCAAAAAUAUCACCUUAUGCAGCUGAUGACAAAGAUCAGUCUAGUUUCACAGCAUCACACGGAGAGAUUGGACAGCCAGGGGAUUCCUUUAUUCCCCUCUCAGUUGUUGAAGGAGAACAGUCACGUGUUCCUGAACAUAAUGGGGCUUAUUCAACACAGCCCCCACCAUCCCAAAUGCAGUUACCGACCACAGGUAGUGAACCAAACAGACAACAUGACAGUCUCACCUUCGAGGGAACUCAAUCUCCGAACUCAUGUUUGACAUUGCCAGCAGUAUCUAAUGAGAGGCCUGAGCAAGGGUUCCAUUCUUUGGAGGAAAAUAUAGUUCAAUCCACUCCACCCCCAUUCUUAGAAAUACCUGCUAUUGAGCAGACGACUGCCAGGAACAAUCUUAGAUCUUUGCAUGAAAAAUCAGUCCUGCCUCUUAAUGAAGUAGUGGCAGAAACAGGUCCAGCGGUUGAGGCAUCUCCACAUGGUUCUCAGAAUUUUGGAAAAGUUGAGGAUCCUUCUGAUUCCUCUAAGACGUUACCAGCCAAGGUAGAAGAACAGCUUCAAUUUGUUAAGCCUGGUUCAGGGGAAACAGCACCGGUGUCAGUAAAUCCAUUUAAUUCGCAGGUCUUACCUAGUUUAGAAGGGGAGGGGGUGUGGCCCUCCAAUGCAUUUGCCCUUGCACCGACCUUUGAGGUUGAAAAGGUGAAUGCAAAUCCAGCAGUUAAGCUUCCUCGACCUCGAAGUCCUCUCAUAGAUGCUGUUGUUGCUCAUGACAGAAGCACGUUGAGAAAGGUGUCUGAGCGAGUUCGUCGUCAGAUUGCACCUAAGGUGGAGGAAAGAGAUUCAUUGCUGGAACAGAUACGAACCAAGUCCUUUAGUUUGAAGCCUGCGUUGGUGACAAGACCCAGCAUUCAAGGUCCUAAAACAAACUUGAGGGUUGCUGCAAUAUUAGAGAAAGCAAAUGCAAUUCGUCAGGCUACGGCUGGAAGCGAUGAAGAUGAUGAUACAGAUAGUUGGAGUGAUUCUUGAACAUAUAGGUGCCAGAACUAUACUGCUAUCUUUAUUGCUUUAGAAGUGAAUCUAGCUGGGGCCAUAAAGUUCUCCUUGCAGAAAACGUCCUUCUAUACCCUUCUAUGUAUUCAUGUGUUAUGGCUUUUUUUCCCCUAAGCAUGUUCAUAUUUCUUUUUUCACGUUGAAAAUAUAGAUCUAUCAGUACGUGGAUCUGCUCUAUCCAUGAAGACCCAGGGUGAGAUCAAAUGCUCUGUAUCAAGAGGCUCAGCGUGUAACUGCUGUACCGGAUUAGAUUCGAUGUAUUAUUACCCUGAAAAUGUUGGCAGGUGUAAAUUGUGAAUUGGUGUAAGUUUUGGUUGUAGUAUACUUGUGCAAUUUUGUAGUCUUGUACGUAAUUGGUAAUGAAACAUAUAUCUGUGCAUUUAUACCGUUUAGUUUCUGGUCUUGUAUUUAAAAAAAGAAGAAAUAACAAUGUAGCUUCUGUUUCAUGCCCCCA